GUGUAAACAACAUGGCGGCCACCACUGUGCGUAAUUUUAGAAAUAAACAAUAAUUGGCAACUGCUAGUUACUGAGACUAAGGAUCGGGUUAUAAGUUAAUAGAGAAAAAAAAUGGCAAUUUAUAUGCCACCACUUUCACGAAAGAAAAAAGUACCAGAUCACUUUCAUCCUGAUUCUUUUCGAGUUAUAAGUCGAGAAGCCGAAGAAAAUCAUGAACAUUUUCCAAGUUCCUGUUUUCAUGGACUCGGUCGACGACCCUGGUCACAGUCAAACAUAUUACCUAACAUACUUGGAAGAGAAACUCGAGUUUUACCUCAUGUAAUGCCAGAUUAUCGAGCAAAUAAACCACAACCAAGCACGUGUAACUUUUUAACGCAUAAUGUUCGACUUCUUAACGAGCCUGUUUGCACAGUUACAACCCAGAAAACACUGUCAGAGCAACCGUAUUGGUGGUGCGCCGACAAGCCAGAAGAAUGUAAUAACAAACCAUCUUAUAGUUUAGAUACCUUAUAUAGAAAUGAUUUCCAAAAUCUAAGUGAACAACGGCUUCACCUUUCUUCCAGACAUUCAUCAAAUCCAAACAAAGAUCCAGCUUAUGGAAUAAUACCAAUCAAUCAACUUGGUGGUCGUAAACAUAAACAUCGAUUAUAUGCAGAGAAAAUGUCAUAUGAACAUGAAUAUAAUAGUCGUAAAGAUCCUAAUUAUCCUAUUCGUAGCAGACGACAGGGAAACUUUGUUUGGAAUGAAAUGAAGCCAGACAAAUUAAAGGAAUUUAUUGAUUAUCAUCAGAGUUUGAAUGAAUAUCAAGAUCCACAGAAAUCAAAUUAUCCAUCUUCAGUAUUAACACCGCUUCGCCAAAAUUCAAGUCCUGUGACUGAGGUACCUGAACUAUUACCUUCUGGUAUGCAAGGGAAACCACAACAGAUUGAAUAUGAUAUAAAUGGAGCUGAUGAUUGCACUAGACAAGUAGAAAUUAACGAUGAAAACAUAUCUAAUAAUUGUCUAACAUCACAACCACAGUUUAGUACAGAUUUACCACAAAAAGAAAAUAGCCAAAUAGAUUUGGAAACAAGUACAGAUUAAAGCACUUUAACUGUAAUCUUAUCUUUAAAUUUUUUUAAAAAGCACAUCACUCUUCCCUUUAUUAUUGUCAAUAGAAACAAACAUUUUAUGCAUGUAGUCUUUCUUAAACUGAAUCUAAUUUAAUAGGCACCGGAUCACUAUUUCUUUAUUACGUCCAUGUUUCUUUAGCUUCAAGGUAAUAUGACAUCUACCAAACCAGCGCCUGUCGGCUGUUGCUUAAAUAUGUUUUAAUUUUUUUACUUACCUCAGAUUUAUUUUUAGAUGUUUAAACUUAAUCAGAGUUUUAAUCCUGCUCAUGCUAGAUUUUAAAGAAACAUUAAACUGUUUGAUUUAGGUCAAUAUAAACUGAAUAUGUGACCUAACUUGUAAUUCAAAAAACAGAAAUCCAGUUUAUGCUUAGAAUAUCUUAUUUUAAAUAGUUUUAAUGGAAAUGUGUCCCAGGAUUAUAAUAUAUAUUUGUAAGAAUUUUAUAAAUAAUUGUUGUAAACUGCAUUAUAAAAAGUGUCUUAUUUUAUAACUUGUGGCUUAUUUAUACAUUGUUUUAUAUACAACAUUUUAUAUUCAUCUAUAUUUAUUGUUAUUACUAUUAAAUAUUGUUCUAUUUACAAGGAGUAAAAUUGAUUGUAAUGUUUUUGUUACAAACUAUGUUUGUGAAGUUUUUGUACUCUGUGAAAUGUAUGUGUAAGAUCUACUGGGUGUUUAUUUAAUCUCAUCAAAUGUAGGGGGUAUUAUAGAUAUCAUAAAAAUGGCCCUGCUUUAAGACUUUUUAACAUGGUAGAAUCAAACAUGGUUGCGUCAAGUCAGGGCCAUCUAUUUACUCUGCCUGUCUCUAACUGUGAUAUAAUUGUUAAUGAUAUUUUUGUUAUGAUUGUUGCUUGCCUAUGUUUAUUGUGGAUUUAUCAUUCUCAUGAAUAGCAUCCUCUGCAAACAAUUUCUUAUGAGCUUGUUACAGAAGAGAGUUCUCAAAAAUACUUUAUUUUUCAAAUAUCCAAGGAAUAUGGUGUUAUUCGUUCAUGUGGAAAAAAACUAUCAAAGCACACACUUGUCUCUUAAUCUAUGUUUGUGGUAAUCGUCUGGCAAACUUCUAGCUGCCUGUAUAUAUUUAUUUUGCCAAGUGUUGAUGUUAUGUAUCAAAUUCUUGGAGGUAAUUAUUUAAAUUAUUUACAGUUCAAAUGUCUCAAUUGUAUGAAGAUGUCUUAUUGUUGGACAAGGGUAAGAUCAGGCAAUAUUUUAAAAAUAUUGAUGUAAAAAUGAACUUCAGAGCAUUAGUCCGUUUUGCCAAGGGUGUUUAAAGUUACAUGUUUGUUCAAUAGACUUAUUUAAUCAAAAUGUUUUAUUUUCAUGUGAAUCAGUACCUAUUAAUCUAGAUUAACUAAGAUAUUGGAAAAUAUAUUUCGUAACAGCUGUAAACUAGAAAGAAUUGCCCAUUGUUAUAUUAUAAUCAUACUUAAUUUUUGUAAAGGCAAAGCACCUGACAAUAUUCCUCAGUUGUGCGGGGAAGUCAACAUAUUAGGUAAAGUGUGUUUAUCUGGAAGGGUUUAUAAUGUAUUGUCUGUGAUAUAUAGGUCUGAUGGUCAUAUUUAUAUACUGUGAUAUAUACUGGUUCUGCUUAUACUAAUCUUUUGACAUGUAAAAAAAAAAGAAAUAUACACAUUAUUAACCUU
Molecule: messenger RNA, 2747 nt
Organism: Patella vulgata (common limpet)
Lineage: Eukaryota; Metazoa; Mollusca; Gastropoda; Patellidae
Exons: 4
Coding region: 112-1083 (323 amino acids)
Source: RefSeq, a predicted model, not a curated record